Messenger RNA from Ilyonectria robusta, 462 nucleotides. RefSeq names its product ubiquitin-40S ribosomal protein S31 fusion protein. Gene Ontology annotation, cellular component: cytoplasm; nucleus; ribosome. The coding region runs from base 1 to 462 and encodes 153 amino acids. Gene Ontology annotation, molecular function: ubiquitin protein ligase binding; protein tag activity; structural constituent of ribosome. The record is from RefSeq and is a predicted model, not a curated record. Lineage: Eukaryota; Fungi; Ascomycota; Sordariomycetes; Hypocreales; Nectriaceae. The transcript has 2 exons. Gene Ontology annotation, biological process: modification-dependent protein catabolic process; protein ubiquitination; translation.
AUGCAGAUCUUCGUCAAGACCCUCACGGGGAAGACGAUCACCCUUGAGGUGGAGUCUUCCGACACCAUCGACAACGUCAAGUCCAAGAUCCAGGACAAGGAGGGCAUCCCCCCGGACCAGCAGCGACUUAUCUUUGCUGGUAAGCAGCUCGAGGAUGGCCGCACUCUGAGCGACUACAACAUCCAGAAGGAGAGCACUCUCCACUUGGUGCUCCGCCUCCGUGGUGGUGCCAAGAAGCGCAAGAAGAAGGUCUACACCACCCCCAAGAAGAUCAAGCACAAGCGCAAGAAGACCAAGUUGGCCGUCCUCAAGUACUACAAGGUCGACUCCGACGGCAAGAUCGAACGACUUCGCCGCGAGUGCCCCAGCGACACCUGCGGCGCCGGUGUCUUCAUGGCUGCCAUGCAGGACCGCCAGUACUGUGGCCGAUGCCACCUCACCUACGUUUUCGACAAGCAAUAA